GGGUAGCGGGGCCUGGAGGCGGCGGGCGCGGGCUGGGAGCGGCGGGCAUGGCGGGCGGCGGGCGGCGGCCGUAGCUGGGCGCCGGCCUGCGCGUCGGAGGCUCGGGCGGGGCGGCCUCUGCCCGCGGAACCGCGGCCGGGAGCGGGGCGUCGGCGCUAGGCCGCAGCGCGGGGCAUGAGCCGGCCGCCCGCGGGAGCGAUGCCCGGGGCCCCCGAGGCCGCGCAUGGGGACGGGGCCGCCGGGGGCGACGGGGGCGACGGGGCCGCCGGCCGCCAGAGGAAGCUGGACGCGCUCAUCCGGGACCCGCGCUCGCCCAUCAACGUGGAGAGCCUGCUGGAUGGCUUGAACUCAUUGGUCCUUGACUUGGAUUUUCCUGCCUUGAGAAAGAACAAGAAUAUAGACAAUUUCUUAAAUAGAUAUGAGAAGAUCGUGAAAAAGAUCCGAGGUCUGCAGAUGAAGGCCGAAGACUAUGACGUCGUGAAAGUCAUUGGCAGAGGCGCGUUUGGGGAAGUGCAGCUGGUUCGUCAUAAGACAUCACAGAAGGUUUAUGCUAUGAAGCUUCUUAGUAAAUUUGAAAUGAUAAAAAGAUCGGACUCUGCCUUUUUCUGGGAAGAGAGAGAUAUAAUGGCCUUUGCCAACAGCCCCUGGGUGGUGCAGCUCUUCUGUGCCUUUCAAGACGACAAGUACCUGUACAUGGUGAUGGAGUACAUGCCGGGUGGCGACCUCGUGAACCUCAUGAGCAACUACGAUGUGCCCGAGAGGUGGGCCCGCUUCUACACUGCCGAGGUGGUGCUAGCCCUGGACGCCAUCCACUCCAUGGGCCUGAUCCACCGCGACGUGAAGCCCGACAACAUGCUUCUGGACAGACAUGGCCACCUGAAGCUCGCGGACUUCGGCACGUGCAUGAAGAUGGACGGAACAGGCAUGGUGCAUUGCGAUACUGCAGUUGGGACACCUGACUACAUCUCACCGGAAGUCCUAAGAUCACAAGGGGGCGAUGGCUACUAUGGCCGAGAAUGUGACUGGUGGUCUGUGGGCGUUUUCCUCUUUGAGAUGCUGGUGGGGGACACCCCGUUUUAUGCAGACUCACUGGUAGGAACGUACAGCAAAAUCAUGGACCAUAAGAACUCUCUCUGUUUCCCGGAAGAUGCGGAAAUCUCGAAACCUGCCAAGAACCUCAUCUGUGCCUUCCUGACAGACAGGGAGGUGCGACUUGGGAGAAGCGGGGUGGAAGAGAUCAAGCAUCAUCCUUUCUUUCAGAAUGACCAGUGGAGCUGGGAUAACAUCAGAGAGACCGCGGCUCCGGUGGUGCCUGAGCUGACCAGUGACAUCGACAGCAGCAACUUUGAUGACAUUGAAGAUGACAAAGGCGACGUUGAAACCUUCCCGAUUCCUAAAGCCUUUGUGGGGAAUCAGCUGCCUUUCAUAGGCUUCACCUACUACAGAGAAAACUUGUUGUUAAGUGACUCUCCAUCUUGUAGAGAAAAUGACUCGAUACAGUCAAGGAAGAAUGAAGAAAGUCAGGAGAUUCAGAAAAAGCUGUGUUCCCUAGAGCAGCAUCUGAGCUCCGAGGUGCAAGCCCGGGAGGAGCUGGAGCAGAAGUGCAGGUCAGUUAGUACGCGCCUAGAGAAAGUGUCCAAGGAGCUUGAUGAGGAGAUUACCUUACGGAAGACAGUGGAGUCGUCACUGAGGCAGCUGGAGAGAGAAAAGGCACUUCUCCAGCACAAGAAUGCAGAGUACCAGAGGAGGGCCGAGCACGAGGCAGACAGGAAGCGGGGCCUGGAGAGCGACGUUAACACGUUGAAAGAUCAGCUGGAAGAUAUGAAGAAAAGAAACCAAAAUUCUCAGAUAUCCACUGAGAAAGUGAAUCAGCUCCAAAGACAACUGGAUGAAGCCAGUGCUUUGCUGAGAGCAGAGUCUGACACUGCAGCACGGCUAAGAAAAACCCAGGCGGAGAGCUCAAAGCAGAUCCAGCAGCUAGACUGCAACAACAGAGACCUGCAGGAUAAAAACUGCAUGCUGGAGACUGCCCGCUUGAAACUGGAAAAGGAGCUUAUGAAUCUGCAAUCAGUCCUCGAAUCUGAGAGGCGGGACCGGACCCAUGGGUCAGAGAUAAUAAAUGAUUUACAAGGCAGAUUGUCUGGCCUAGAGGAAGAUUUAAAAAAUGGCAGACUCUUACUGGCUAAAGUGGAGACUGAGAAGAGACAUCUGCAGGAGAGAUUCUCGGAUCUGGAAAAGGAGAAGAACAACAUGGAGAUAGAUAUGACGUACCGACUAAAAGUUGUACAGCAGAGUUUAGAGCAAGAAGAAACAGAACACAAGGCUACAAAAGCACGGCUGGCAGAUAAAAAUAAAAUUUAUGAAUCCAUUGAAGAGGCGAAGUCAGAAGCCAUGAAAGAAAUGGAGAAAAAGCUCCUGGAGGAGAGGGCCGUCAAGCAGAAAGUCGAGAACCUGCUUCUGGAGGCUGAGAGGAGGUGCUCCAUACUGGACUGUGACCUCAAGCAGUCCCAGCAGAAAAUAAGUGAGCUUCUUAAGCAGAAGGACACGCUAAACGAGGAUGUUAGAAACCUGACGCUAAAGGUAGAGCAGGAGGCUCAGAAGCGUGCACUUACGCAGAAUGACUUGAAGGUGCAGACGCAGCAGGUCAGCACACUCAGGAUGUCGGAGAAGCAGCUAAAGCAGGAGAAUAACCACCUUAUGGAAAUGAAGAUGAGCCUAGAGAAGCAGAAUUCUGAGCUUCGAAAAGAGCGGCAAGAUGCGGAUGGACAAAUGAAAGAGCUACAAGACCAGCUGGAGGCAGAGCAGUAUUUCUCAACGCUCUAUAAGACACAGGUUAGGGAACUUAAAGAGGAAUGUGAAGAAAAGACCAAACUCUGCAAAGAAUCCCAGCAGAAGAAACAGGAAUUGCAGGAUGAAAGGGACUCCCUGGCCGCGCAGCUGGAGAUCACACUGACCAAGGCCGACUCUGAGCAGCUGGCGCGCUCCAUUGCUGAGGAGCAAUACUCUGACCUAGAGAAGGAGAAGAUCAUGAAGGAGCUGGAGAUCAAAGAGAUGAUGGCCCGGCACAGGCAGGAGCUCACAGAGAAGGACGCCACCAUCGCCUCUCUUGAAGAAACUAACCGGACACUGACUGGUGAUGUUGCCAAUCUUGCAAACGAGAAAGAGGACUUAAAUAACAAGCUGAGAGACACUCAGGAACAGCUGUCCAGGAUGAAAGAGGAAGAGGUCAGUGCCACCGCUAUUAAAGCACAGUUUGAGAAGCAGCUGUUGACAGAGAGAACACUGAAGACUCAGGCUGUGAAUAAGUUGGCAGAGAUCAUGAACCGCAAAGAGCCCGUCAAGCGGGGCAGCGACACAGAUGUGCGGAGGAAAGAGAAGGAGAACCGGAAGCUGCACAUGGAGCUCAAGUCUGAGCGCGAGAAGUUCACGCAGCAGAUGAUCAAGUACCAGAAGGAGCUGAACGAGAUGCAGGCUCAAAUAGCUGAGGAGAGCCAGGUCCGCAUCGAGCUGCAGAUGGCCCUGGACAGCAAGGACAGUGACAUCGAGCAGUUGCGCUCACAGCUGCAGGCCCUGCACCUGGGCAUGGACAGUGCCAGCACAGGCAGCGGCCCUGGGGACGCAGAGGCGGACGACAGCUUCCCAGUCCGUGUCACUCGGUCCCGCACAGUGGAGUCUCUGUCCUUCACCUAUCACCGCUCCUGCUCGUCUGUCAGCUUCGCGACCGAGCCGCGCGGCCCCGGGCCGUGGGACUCCCACUCUGACUCGGAAGAAUCCCUAUCUUGCUCGCCCAUGUCCGUGCCGCUGGGACCUGGGGGUGCAGAGUCGAGGCUGGAAGGCUGGCUCUCGUUGCCAGUGAGGAACAACACAAAGAAGUUUGGCUGGGCCAAGAAGUUUGUGAUUGUGAGCAGUAAGAAGAUCCUCUUCUACGACAGUGAACAAGACAAGGAGCAGUCUAACCCAUACAUGGUGUUAGACAUAGACAAGUUAUUUCAUGUCCGGCCAGUCACACAGACAGAUGUCUACAGAGCAGAUGUUAGAGAAAUUCCAAGAAUAUUCCAGAUUCUGUAUGCCAAUGAAGGAGAAAGUAAGAAGGAACAGGAGUUUCCAGUAGAGCCAGUGGGAGAAAAAUCCAAUUAUAUCUGCCACAAGGGGCACGAGUUCAUCCCGACUCUCUAUCACUUCCCGACCAACUGUGAGGCUUGCAUGAAGCCUCUGUGGCACAUGUUCAAGCCGCCCCCUGCCCUGGAGUGCCGGCGCUGCCACAUCAAGUGCCACAAGGACCACAUGGACAAGAAGGAGGAGCUCGUAGCGCCCUGCAAAGUGUAUUAUGACAUUUCCUCGGCAAAGAACCUGCUGCUGUUAGCGAAUUCCACAGAAGAUCAGCAGAAGUGGGUUAGUCGGCUGGUGAAAAAAAUACCCAAGAAGCCUCCAGCACCGGACCCCUUUGCCCGCUCGUCUCCUCGUACCUCAAUGAAGGUCCCACAGAACCAGUCUGUCAGGCGGCCAAGUCGGCAGCUCGCCCCCAACAAGCCCAGCUAACUGCCUUCUGUGAACGCAGUCAUCACCCAGGGUGAUCAUAUUCUUCAAUUCAGACAAGACUCAUGUUUUCCCGAGAGACUGGAACACACAGCGUGUGUGCAUCUGUGUGGAUGUUUCCUCCUUCUCGCAGCAGCAGUGCUGGGUCUCGGAGACAUGUCAGGGGACCCUCUGGAGGGCACGAGGGCGAGUACGCAGCUCUGCAGACGUGUCGCCUGGCGCUCCCCCGGCCAUAUGCCACUCACACUACAGUGCUGAACGCGAGUCCAAGUAAACCUUCCUGUCAGCUGCAGCGGAGAGAUCCCAUCAGCACAGCCGUCAGAAGAGUGUGAGGGGGGUCCCACACAGUUAGGCCAGCCGUACCGACUGCACCCUGCAGACGUGACCUUGCGUGUCAGAGUGUGCACACAUGUACAUGCACAUGCACACGCACAGCUGCAGGGCUUGCUGCAGGAGGGCCUUUUAACUUCCCACUUGACCUUUCACACACUGAUGAGCUGUCACUGCAGAUGCGACCACACUUGUCCGAAGCCAUGCAUCAGCCUGUCACCUGUGUGCACCUGACGAGCUGCACGCUCACGCGUAAGCGCUUGCUGUGAGGACUUCAGGGUUAAUCAUACUGGUCUCCUAGUGCUUCAUGGUAGAGAACUUUAAUCAUUUGGAAUGCCUUAAUUUAAUUUUUUUUAAGUCACAACUCUUUUCUGUAUUAAAAAAAUGUGUUUAUUUGCUCUUAGGAUGCAAAUUUAUUUGCUUUGCAGAAGAAAAACAGUGCACUAUUUUUACAUGUGAUAGUUAUCAUUGUCAUUCUAUCUUGAUUGUAUAACAGAGUUUUUUUUUAAGUAUUGGUCAUAGAAAUAAUAAUGGAUAGUAUUGGAACUAAUAUAUCUUUUAUGUAUGUCUUCCAUUCUCCCAGCCUCCUACAGACUCACUGUCAGCGUGACCACAAAAUAUUUUAAGUAUUGGUGAUAGAAAUAAUAAUGGAUAGUGUUGAAACUAAUAUAUCUGUCACGGAUGUCUCCCAUUCAGACUCAGUAUCAGCGUGACCAUGAAAUACUUUCUCUGCUUUGAAUCUGCUCGCUACCUUAGAUGUGUGUUUAUUUCUGGUAAAGAUAUUUCCUGACUAUUUUUACAUCUUCAAAAAUCAUGUCAGUCAGAUAUAAAGAAAACCACACUAUAGUAUAGAUCUGUUUUAAAUAUUUGAAUGUGAUCCCUCAACACACACUUGUGUAUGGCAAUAUUUCAGUAUUGGCUUGGAAAACUGGUAGUGGGAAAAAUGGCCUCAGAGGCCCUCAGCUCCACUUUUGAAGAACAUUUCUGCAGGUGCCCUUGCUUAUGACGUAGUGUGUGUUCCAGGCCUGCAGCGUCUGGAGACGCCACACAGGAUCCCCACCUGAUCUUAGGUUCUCGUUGCUACUGUUCGAGCAAAGCCUGCUUUAUACUGCUGCCUUACGCAAGAUGACCUGCGUCCUGAGGUUAAGGCCAUACAUGUGCAGGCAGAGAGUUUGAUGUGGAGUUUGCCACACAGAGUCUCAGCCGCUUCCCUCUGGACUCAGUGAGAGACGAGAUGUUUCAGGAGCCACGGCCUCAGCCGGGGCCUCGGCACCCUGUGAUGUCCUGCCCUGCACUGCCCAGCCUGCACCUCUCGCCCUCGGUUGAACUUCUGCCUGCCAUUCCCCUGUGUGGCAUGUCCUGCACCCCAGUUCCAGGGCACAGCUUUUUUUUUUAAGAUUAAAAAAAUGAAAAAGUAUAUAAAAUUUAUAUAGAAUAAAUAUUUCCAUUCACAAGACUUGUUAAAAGGAGACUGAAUUAAUAUUUUAUAUAAAGAUUUUGUUACACUAUGGGAAGUUCUAUCGUAUUCUGAAUUGGAGAGUAUAUAUAUAUAUUUUUAAUAAACUUUAUUAAGGUGAAGUAAUUUGAAGUUUACACAUGAAUAACUGAAAUAUUUGAGUAAAAAUGGCAAAAGUUUAAAUUUUGGAUGCUGUAUAUAAUAUGGAGAAUCAUGGGGGAUGCAAGGACACAAAAAAAUCAAUGUGAAGUUUCUGGGGUAAAAGGAUUCUGAGGGGUGGAAAAAUCUCUCCCAUGGAGAUUCUUGAGAUGAUACGGUUUGCCGUGAGGAUUUAUGAGGUUAUUUGUCCAGUAAUGGAAAUGCGCUUAAUAAAAAAUUCUGACCUGGGUAAGAA
Messenger RNA from Erinaceus europaeus (western European hedgehog), 6716 nucleotides. RefSeq names its product Rho associated coiled-coil containing protein kinase 2 (gene ROCK2). The transcript is spliced from 34 exons. Bases 175 to 4539 code for a protein of 1454 amino acids. Gene Ontology annotation, cellular component: cytoplasm; centrosome; cytoskeleton. The record is from RefSeq and is a predicted model, not a curated record. Gene Ontology annotation, molecular function: small GTPase binding; Rho-dependent protein serine/threonine kinase activity; ATP binding. Gene Ontology annotation, biological process: mitotic cytokinesis; embryonic morphogenesis; cortical actin cytoskeleton organization. Lineage: Eukaryota; Metazoa; Chordata; Mammalia; Eulipotyphla; Erinaceidae.